ACAGCUGUUUAAUUUUUGUUUAUAAACGUAUGUAAAAGGUACGCCAUGGAUACUAAAAAGAUAUCUUUUGGCUUCACCAAGGUGUCGAAAAAGCCAAACAUCUUGCCCAGCAAAGUUACAAAAGAAGAAAACAAAGUAGAGCUUAUCAAAUGUCUCGAAGGGAAGGAAAUCAAACUGGUCACAGAAAAACAAGAAGUUGCACCUCUUGUUAUACAAAUGCCUACUAUUCAGAAAACAUCCACAGCGCUGGCAAGUCUAAUGAAACGACGAGCUGUUUUGUUGGGCGAAGAAGACGCCGACCCCGAAGAGUCCACUGCCGAGCCGCAAUCUAUCGCUGAAGUAACUGCUAAUAGCGAGGGUGCCAGCUUGGAGCAACGCGCCGCACGCGAGCUACUUGCAGCCGCGAACGCCAACGGCAACGAUAUCAUAGACAAUGAAAAGCUUGUUUUACCGGCGCUGAAAGCUGAUGAGCUGCCACUGGAUGGCGCCAAAGAAGCAACCUUGGACGACUAUGACUCAAUACCAAUACAACAGUUUGGUUUGGCGAUGCUGCGCGGCAUGGGCUGGGUGGAUCCGCCCCCCAAGAAAAAAGGCGCAGCUCCAGUGGAUGAGGCGCCUUUUUUGAGGCCCAAAGGAAUGGGACUGGGCGCGGACAAAGCUUUGAAACCGAAGGCAUUGCUGGUGCAGCCCGAGAAAAACGAAAUAUUGGAAAUUAAAAAGCAAGCCUACGUGCGCAUCUUGGGUGGCAAGCAAAAAGAUCAGUAUGGACAGAUUGAGGGCUUUGACGAUCAUGCAGGUCGUGUGAUUGUUAAAAUGGCGAUAGGAGGUAACAAGGAGGCAUUUAAUGAGUUUCUAUGCCAGCCCGUCUCUCGCAAGGAAUACUCGCAGUACGGAAAGUGCAUAAAUACAGCGAAAUACGAGGAGUUUAAGAAGCAGGAAAACGAGCACGGCCAAAUUAUUAUCAAGCAGGAAAAGUCAACUGAGAGAACCAAUAUAAAGACAGAGAGUCGAGAUAGAUUGCGUGAGGAUGAGCGUAAAUCGUAUAGAACAAAAGACGAAGAGAGGAAGCCUCAUAAAACAGAGCAUCGCAGUGUCAACCAUGAUGAGCGUCGAAUUGAGAGCAGAGGCUACAAGGACGAACAAAGUACAUCCCAUAAAAGAGAGGAACGAAAACCUUAUAAAGCAGAAGACCGAGGAAAAGAUGAGAGCAGCAGAAGUAGUCGUUACCAUGAACGUGAUCAGGAUGCUCUGAAGAGUAGUAGCACAUCUAAAUCAAGCAGUCGUAGGCGACAGCAAAGCAGUUCGGAUGAAGCCGACGAUACGGACGAAUCAACAGAAAGCGAUUGUGAUUCCGCCUACGAGCGAAAGUCCAAAAAGAAGUCAAAAACUGGAAGCAGCAGCAGUAAAUCCAAGAAAAGAAAGUCAAAGAAAUCAAAAAGUAAAUCACACCGACAUCGGCGUUCUUCAACCACAAGUGAGGAUUUCAAUAGUAGCGCGGACGACAGAGCACGCCGACGUCAUCAAAAAAAGAAAACAAAGAAAAGUAAACAAGAUCGUUCCCGCACGCGUUCUCGGUCCCGUUCUCGUAAUGGGCGUGCCAAGUAGUACAAAGACAGAAAAUCAAAUUACUCAAUUGUUGAUUCAUUUGAAAACUUUAUUUUAUUUAAACAUGUAUCAUCAGAAGACGCAUAGUUUUCAUAUAUAUGCACGAUUAUCAUUAAAUUUCAAUUAACUCA
Messenger RNA from Drosophila navojoa, 1736 nucleotides. RefSeq lists its product as uncharacterized. Gene Ontology annotation, cellular component: spliceosomal complex. NCBI's taxonomy places the organism in Eukaryota, Metazoa, Arthropoda, Insecta, Diptera, Drosophilidae. The record is from RefSeq and is a predicted model, not a curated record. Gene Ontology annotation, biological process: mRNA splicing, via spliceosome.